Messenger RNA from Daucus carota subsp. sativus, 1735 nucleotides. RefSeq lists its product as uncharacterized. The transcript has 7 exons. Bases 26 to 1327 code for a protein of 433 amino acids. The record is from RefSeq and is a predicted model, not a curated record. Lineage: Eukaryota; Viridiplantae; Streptophyta; Magnoliopsida; Apiales; Apiaceae.
AUCCCCAGUUCUGGAACGAGCUAAGAUGAAGACUCUCGUAAACGACUCCCUCUCGACACGGCCACUUUUUCACCACCACCACAUCUCCGUCGUUUCAACGACCUGUUCUCUCCGGCGCCACCACCGUCGCCGCCGUAACCUCCCCCAACCAUCAAAACCCUCCGCCGACUCUAACAACCUCCAACUCACAAUCGACAUCGACUACUUAUCCCCACUCACUCUCCAAACACGCCUCAACAAACUCAUCGCCUCCUCCACCGACGCCUACCACGACCUGAAAACACUUGUUUCCGUAGAUUCCGGCAAUCACAUUCGAAUUUCGUGCCGGAAAUCCACUGUGAUUUUUCUCGGGUAUCUGGCUGUUUGGGGGAUUGUUGUUGUGUUAGGGUUUAGAGUUUUGGUUAAGUUAGGUGGAUUAGUUAGGAAUAGGUUAGAAGGGAGAGGCGGUGAGGUGGUGAUUACGAGGCGCGAUAGGAGUUUAGGUGGGAAGGAGGUUGUUGUGGGGAAUGUGAGUAGAGGAGGUGGUAGUAGAGUUUUGGAAAGUCCGUUGGAAUCGAGGGAAUUUAAGGGAGGAUUGUUUAAGGGGAUUUCGAGGAAUUGGGGGAAGAGGAAGGAGAAACAGUUGCCUGAGUGGUGGCCUAAGAAUUCCAGUGGCAGUGUUACUGUGGUGGAUGAUAAUGAGGAGUAUCAGAGACAAGCUAAUAGACUUAUCAGAGCAAUCAUGGAUUACCGAAUGAGCGGAAAGGACAUCUGGAUGGAUGAUGUAGUACAAUUACGUCAAAUAUGCCGGGUUUCUGGAGUAAAGGUAUCUAUUGACACAGCUAACUCGCGGGAUUCAUUAUAUCGCACAGCAGUUGAUUUUGUUCUCAACAUAUGUAGCAGUGUACCAGACCCAUCUGCUUUUGUUCAGAUUAUUGGUGAGGAUGCUAGGGAGUUUAUUGCUGGACUUGCUGAUAACAUUGUGCUAGAAAAGGACCGUGCUGCAAGAAUGGUUACUGCAGCAGUUGCUGCACGUACACGCUCAUGGCUUUUACAGGCAUGGGCUUUAGAAAUGCAAGGCAAACAUUCUGAAGCGGUGAGGGAGCUGUCAAAGUUGUCUCUUACUCACAGCAUAUUUCCUCCUGAAGAAAGCUCUCCUGAGAUGGAAAUGGUGGCAAGAGGCCUUGAGAAGCAUUUAAAAGUAGAUCAAAGGGAGUUUCUUAUGAAUAUGUACGUAAAAGUGUGUGGUGAGGAGACUCAUAGAAGUGUAGCUGAGGCUCUGGGUUUGCCAUUACAGGUUAUUUCACGGGAAAGUGUAUAUGAUCAGCAACAGAAUGAGUAUACAUAAUAGAACUGACGGGUUCAUUUGGCACUCAGCAACAUCAUUUAUCCUGGGUCCUCUGUUAGCAAUGAAAAUGUUACAUGCUAAUUAUUAGCCCUUAUACUUGCUACCCGAAUGCGUCACAGUUUUCUUUUUCUGCUUAGACCUCCAGAUACUAGUAUUUUUAUCAGUUAUAUUGGAGGGAAAAUGUAAUUGAGAAUGUGAGCAAGCCACAUUUAGAACACACUGGCGUGGCAAAAAAAAAAAAAAGAAAAAAAAAAGAACACACUGGCAUAGAAGUAGAAAAUUUGAUCGAGAUAUGAACAUGAUUUGAAGGUGUCACCUUUAAUUGUUGUUCAGAUGAGAAUGAUGAAAAGACGAUUUUCUCAUUUAAACCACAAAAUGUGGUUUAUAAUUGUAUCUUGUUAUUUGCCA